Molecule: messenger RNA, 693 nt
Organism: Cynara cardunculus var. scolymus (artichoke)
Lineage: Eukaryota; Viridiplantae; Streptophyta; Magnoliopsida; Asterales; Asteraceae
Product: growth-regulating factor 7-like
Exons: 2
Coding region: 1-693 (230 amino acids)
Biological process (GO): developmental process; DNA-templated transcription
Cellular component (GO): nucleus
Source: RefSeq, a predicted model, not a curated record
AUGUGUAAGACGGAYGACAAGAAAUGGAGGUGCUCAAGAGAUGUGGCGCCUAAUCAUAAAUACCAUGACCGCCAUAUGCACAGAGGUCGUCCCUGUUCAAGAAAACAUGUGGAACUUCCCAAGAAUCCUUCUCCUUCCUYUUCUUUGCUUCCAAACAAGACUCCAUCACUUCACCCAACCCUUGCAAAGUUGUCAGAUCUACGAUUUUACCUUCUGCCACCCAACCUUCAUUGUUUCUUGAUGAUAUGCAAUCYAAUAAACGRUCGGGGUUUGGAUUGGAGCACGAAACAACAAUGGCGACAGAUAAUGCAGACAAGUCRUUCUAUUUUCAAUGAUGAUUUAGGGGAAAAGCAGCCAUCUUUUAUGGAUUUCAAAACUUCCCACAAUUAUCUCCUCUUUGAAACCCCAAGAAGAGAUUUUAUCGACGCUUGGUCGACUGAAAAAUCCACUGGGACUAAAGAUUCAUCURAGGAUCUUUCGCCAUCUACUAUGGAUCUGUAUAUGGCUAUGGAUUUGGGGAAUAAUGGAUUCAUUGAAUUGGGCGUCAGCAAAUUUUCAGGCUUGGUUAGCCCUGUUUCUURUGGCGGCGAUCCACUGGCCGAGGUGUUGCGAGCAAGUUUGGUGGGUGUUUAUUCAAACCCAACUUCUCCAGCAGUGUCGUCCACAUCUGGAGUUUUUAUAGAGAACUGUUGA